This is a messenger RNA of Cottoperca gobio, 7625 nucleotides long. RefSeq names its product tripeptidyl peptidase 2 (gene tpp2). Gene Ontology annotation, cellular component: cytosol. Gene Ontology annotation, biological process: proteolysis. The record is from RefSeq and is a predicted model, not a curated record. NCBI's taxonomy places the organism in Eukaryota, Metazoa, Chordata, Actinopteri, Perciformes, Bovichtidae. The coding region runs from base 69 to 3917 and encodes 1282 amino acids. Gene Ontology annotation, molecular function: tripeptidyl-peptidase activity; serine-type endopeptidase activity. The transcript is spliced from 29 exons.
CUGUCUCUCUCACCGUGCGGCUCUCUUCCCCAUUUCCCUGCUUUGUUUUCAUCGUCGCUCUUCUAACCAUGGCUGCUCAUUCUGCUGAAGAACCGUUCCCCUUCCAUGGACUGCUCCCUAAAAAAGAAACCGGAGCCGCUUCUUAUCUCACCAGGUUCCCCGAGUGCGAUGGCCGAGGAGUUCUCAUCGCUAUCCUCGACACCGGCGUGGAUCCCGGGGCCCCCGGCAUGCAGGUCACAACUGAGGGGAAGCCAAAGAUCGUCGACAUCAUCGAUACAACAGGCAGCGGUGACGUGAAUAUGACCACGGUGGCGGAACCUAAAGAUGGGACAAUCGCUGGCCUCUCUGGUAGAACACUUAAGAUUCCUCCUGCCUGGGUCAAUCCAUCAGGGAAGUAUCGCAUUGGAGUUAAAAAUGGAUAUGAGUUCUUCCCUAAGGCUCUCAAAGAAAGAAUACAGAAAGAGCGAAAGGAGAAGUUGUGGGACCCACCACACCGUGCAGCACUAGCUGAGGUCUCUCGAAGGACAGAAGAGUUUGACCUCUGUAACCCAACACCCUCACAGAUGGAGAAGUUGCAGAAAGAAGAGCUGCAGAGUCAGUCAGAGCUGCUGGCAUCACUAGAAAAGAAGUACAGUGAUCCUGGUCCUGUAUAUGACUGUGUGCUUUGGCAUGACGGCGUCACAUGGAGGGCUGUAGUCGACACUUUAGAGAUUGGAGAGCUGUGCCAGUGCACUGUGCUGAGCUCCUACAAAGAGACGCAAGAGUAUGCCACGUUAGGAAAUGCUGAGAUGCUUAACUACUCUGUUAAUAUUUAUGAUGAGGGAAACACACUCUGCAUCGUCACCAGUGGAGGGGCUCAUGGGACACACGUGGCAAGCAUUGCUGCAGGUUACUUCCCAGAGGAACCCGAGCGCAACGGCGUGGCCCCCGGUGCCCAAAUCCUAGCACUGAAGAUUGGAGACACACGCCUCAGCACAAUGGAAACAGGCACAGGACUCAUCCGCGCGAUGAUCGAAGUCAUCAACUACAAGUGUGACCUGGUUAACUACAGCUAUGGGGAAGCCACCCACUGGCCCAAUACGGGGAGGAUUUGUGAGGUGAUCACAGAGGCUGUGCAGAAGCACAAUGUGAUAUUUGUCUCAAGUGCAGGAAACAACGGCCCGUGCCUCUCCACGGUCGGCUGCCCGGGGGGAACCACCAGCAGUGUCAUAGGAGUUGGAGCAUAUGUGACUCCAGACAUGAUGGUGGCAGAGUAUUCCCUGAGAGAGAAGCUGCCUCCCAACCAGUACACCUGGUCUUCCAGAGGCCCUAGUACAGACGGGGCCCUGGGGGUCAGCAUCAGUGCGCCAGGCGGGGCCAUUGCAUCUGUACCCAACUGGACUCUUCGUGGUACCCAGCUGAUGAACGGCACAUCCAUGUCAUCCCCAAAUGCCUGUGGCGGCAUUGCACUAAUCCUUUCAGGACUGAAGCAGAACGGGAUCUCUCCCUCUGUUCCUGCGGUGAGGAGAGCGCUGGAGCACACAGCUCUGAAGAUUGAUGACAUCGAGGUGUUUGCACAGGGCCAUGGGAUAAUCCAGGUGGACAAGGCAUUAGACUACCUCACUCAACACGCCUCUUUACCCACAAGCCACCUCGGCUUCUCAGUAAGUGUGGGAUCACAGAGAGGAAUCUACCUCAGGGAACCAACCCAUAUUCUUGCACCCUCAGAUCACGGAGUAGGAAUUGAACCCAUCUUCCCGGAGAACACAGGGAACUCCGAGCGAAUCUCCUUGCAGCUACACUUGGCGCUCACAUGUGCCGCCCCGUGGGUCCAGUGCCCCACACAUCUAGAGCUGAUGAACCAGUGUCGUCACGUGAAUGUCCGCAUCGAUCCUGUGGGGCUGAGAGAUGGAGUGCACUACACAGAGGUGUGUGGGUAUGACACAGCAGCACCUAGCUGUGGCCCCCUAUUCAGAGUCCCAAUCACAGUUAUUAUCCCCGCCAAAGUGACAGAUAGUCGUAAUCAGGAGGCGUGUUUCACAGACGUACACUUCAGGCCAGGCCAAAUCAGACGCCACUUCAUCACUGUUCCUCAGGGAGCCUCCUGGGCGGAGAUCACACUAACCUCUCAUUCGGGAGACGUGUCGUCAAAGUUUGUUCUCCAUGCGGUGCACCUGGUCAAACAGAAAGCAUACAGAGCUAAUGAAUUCUACAAGUUCUCCUCACUAUUGGAAAGAGGCUCACUAACUGAGGCUUUCCCUGUGCUGUCAGGAAGGAUAGUAGAGUUCUGUAUUGCACGCUGGUGGGCGAGCCUGGGUGACGUCACAGUGGACUACAGCAUCUCGUUCCACGGACUCCACACUUCCCCUUCACCCCUGCACAUACACGCCUCAGAGGGAGUGACGAGUUUUGAUGUGUCGUCGCCUCUGAGGUACGAGGAUGUGUCCCCCACUAUCACCCUUAAGUCCUGGGUUCAGCCUCUCAGGCCCUUAAAUUCAAAGAUAAAAGCCCUAGGAUUGAGGGACGUUCUGCCUAACAACAGACAACUCUACGAGAUUGUCCUCACCUACAGCUUUCACCAGCCGAAGAGUGGAGAGGUCACCCCCAGCUGUCCCAUGCUGUGUGAGCUGCUGUAUGAGUCUGAGUUUGACAGUCAGCUCUGGAUGCUGUUUGAUCAGAACAAGAGACUACUGGGCUCAGGGGACGCCUACCCACACCAGUAUUCUCUGAAGCUGGAAAAGGGGGACUACACUGUGCGUCUGCAGGUCCGCCACGAGCAGUCCAGUGAGCUGGAGCGCCUCAAGGAUCUACCGUUUGUAGUUUCUCACCGUCUGACCACCACUCUCAGUCUGGACGUCUACGAGUCACACCGUGCUGCCCUCAUGUCCAAGAAGAAGGCAAACUCCCUGACCUUGUGCCCGGGCGCCACACAGCCCUUCUAUGUCACAGCCCUGCCAGACGACAAGAUCCCAAAGGGGACGAGUCCAGGAUGCUAUCUUUCAGGUUCUCUCGUUGUUCCCAAGAGCGAGUUUGGCAAGAAAGCAGGGCAGGCCUCUGCAAAACGAAAAGGAAAGUUUAAAAAGGAUAUCAUUCCAGUUGUCUACCACUUAAUUCCUGCUCCCAACAAAGCAAAGAACGGAGGGAAGGAGAAAGACAAGGAAGCCGACAAAGAGAAAGACGUGAAGGAGGAGUUUGCAGAAGCUAUGAGAGACCUAAAGAUUCAGUGGAUGACAAAGUUGGACUCCAGCUCUAUCUACGAUGAACUGAGGGAGAACUACCUAGAAUACCUCCCGCUGCAUGUGCAAAGACUGCACCAGCUGGACUCUGAAAAGGAGCGUGCAAAACGUCUGAGGGAGGUGGUAUCUGCAGCCGACGUCGUCAUCUCUCACAUCGACCAGACGGCCUUGGCUGUUUACCUCACCCUGAAGACGGACCCUCGGCCUGAUGCCGCCACUAUCAAGGCUGACAUGGAGAAACAGAAGUCGUCUCUGCUGGACGCGCUGUGCAGGAAGGGCUGCGCUCAGGCUGACCAGCUCCUGCUGCCUCCUGCGCCGCAGGAUGUCGCCGGUGCUGUCUCCACAGGACCAGCAGCAGUGGAAGAAGAAGAAGAGGAGGAGGUCAGGGAACAGGUGGCCAGCAGUUCUGACGACACCGAGCACAGCGUGGUUAAAGUGCUGACGGACACGUUUUGGGAGGUGCAGAAGUGGGCGGAGCUAACUGACUCGAAGGUGCUGAUGUUUUCAUACAAACAUGCUCUUGUGAACAAGAUGUACGGCCGAGCCUUAAAAUAUGCCUCAAAGAUGGUGGAGGAGAAGCCCAGCAAAGACAACAUGAAGAACUGCAUCCAGCUUAUGCGACACCUCCGAUGGACACACUGCGCCACCUUCAGUGAGAACUGGCUCCCUGUCAUGUAUCCCACAGAAUAUACAUCUUUCUAGGCACAGACGCACAUGCAUGCAUGAGCAGCACGGUCCAUUACAUGGUAACUUGGAUAUCAUGUCCCUCAGGGUCACAUGGUCUAUGCAUCUGGGUUUUCAAAUUUAGAUGUAGGUGGACACCAAAAUGAAAGAUAACGACAAGUGUAAACAGUUUGAGGCACGCCACACCUUAUGAGGCGAGAGGGGAUCACGCUCGUCCUGUCUUUUUAAAUGGCUUGUUGAACAUCACACAGAGCAGCUCUGCUCUGCCACAGAAAAACAACAAAUAAUUAAGUUUCCUUGUUAAUGCUGUAGCCCCGUGCUUUCUUAGUUCAGUGUUGUCCUUUUAAUUUGGUGUCAUCUACACAUUUGGAAGCGUUUACAUCCCCACUCAUCCUCAGCUGUAUGGACUCCAUAUAUCACUUAUAUAACCUCAUUCUCUCGUGUGUAUAUAUUGUAAAAGGCCAGUGCGGACUCCAGGGAUGCAUCCCAAGUCUUUUAAAAAGGAAAAAAAGAAAAGACUGUUUAGCCCAUCUACUCACUUAAAAAGAAAACAGACAGCAGAAAAACUCAUAACUGACUGUUGUGCUACUUCAGUGAGAAGACGGGAAGACUUGCUUCUGCACGAUGUUCGGACAUACGAUGGCACGCAGAGUCUGCCUGAUCCCUGAAAUAAAAGGGAGAUGGAACUUGAUCACUUUUUUGUUUUUGACUGUUCCCGCCAGGCCUGGUUGGUAAAGUUAACAUUUUGUCUCGUGUACACAGAACACAAACCAAUAUUAAGGGUGCCUUCCUACAUGUACCUUACUUUUUUUCUGAUGGGAUGAAAAACAGCGCGAUGCGGCAGAAUCAGUAGCGGCAGUCAACACUCAGCCGCUUGUAGUCAUUUCACCCGUCAGCCUUUUGGUGUCAAAUGUGGUUUUAACGCUCAUAUCUGCAGUAUGAAGUGUCCAUGCACUGUAUGCAGGCCGUCAGUGACUUGUCAGGUAAUAGGAAGCCACAAACACUUUCUUGGCUUCUGUUUUCCUCCGUAGGUGUUGGCCACCCACUUACAUACUGCAGUUACCUGAGCAGCACAUUUGACAGACCAUCUUAACGGAGUUCACUAACACAACACAUGCAGUUGAGCUCAGCGGUAGGAUGUUCAGAUGUCAUUGUAAAAUGUUCACGCAGUAUUAGACGUUUAUCUGCAGCAUACAAGAUGUUGCACUUGUACACAGUGUCAUAAGAUAAUGUACAUACACGCAGCAUAAAAAAAAAUAUUAAGAUGCAAUAGGUAUAUGAAACAAAUAUUAUUCUAAUUGAUGUAUUUUGCAUAUAUGCAUGUCUUCUAGGAUGUAAGGAAAAACAAUUGUUUAUUUGGAAGCAGAUUUUUUAGUUUGUUUCAAUUAGAAAGGUUUUUAAUCCCAAACAAGAUGAUAAUCCACUGUUUGUUAUUUUCAUGCGUGUGUUUGUGAAUGACUUUGUGUUACUCGUGAGCAUAUCUUUGUGUACAUGGAACAUGUUCUCCGUAUAGAACUGAAAUGAUAGCCAAUUAGAGGGUUAAGCAUGAAUUUGUUUUAGUUUUUUCUUCAGAUACCUUAUUUACUUUAAAGGACCGUGCCAGUGGUUUUGUAGGUUUUAUCUGAAUUACUACAAAUCACAUGUUCUUAACAUCACCGCUAACAAUUUUACAUGUUAUUUUUAGAUUUUUUUUUUAAAUGGAUUUUUCCAGACAACUGUUUCUUUCAAUAUAAUAUAAUAUAAUAUAAUAGGGGACUUUUGAAACCUCCUUAGUGAACACCAAGUCUGCAUUAAAGGCCGUUAAACCAAAUUUCUCAAUCAUCUUUUUACUAUCAACGCUGGGGUUCUACAUGAACACACACCUUUCUGGCAAAGUGGGAACCGUUUCAUUAUUUCACAUGAGCGCUUUGUGUUUGUGCCGUUUCACUGGGUUGAGGUGGUACAAGCAUAUUUCUGAGCAUCAAUCAGGUUUUAGCAAUAUUUUCAGAUCGACAGUUUUGAGGUUGUAUGUUUAUGUUGCCACUGUCAAUUAAAAUGUUACUUAACCACACUCACACAGUCCUGAUGAGGACUGAUUAGCUGAGUUUUUGAAUGUUAAACUCUUAAUGUUUUUUGCAAACUUUAACUGUGUUUCGUGUUUGUUUAGUCCCAAAUAUUAAAUGUCACAGAAAGGUAUUUGAGGUUCGGAAGAACGUUUCUGUCGCUGCUUGGCAAUGCAGUAUAAUGGCACAUUUAUAUGAAAAGUCUUCAAUGCGUUACUCUGCAAAGAUAAUUCAACUUUGACAAAAAAUGAAUGCAGACUUGAUGUUCUCUUUGAUGAACAACUUGUAAGAGCACUCCACUGACUUGCAUUUCACUCAUAACAUUGUCUGGGAUAUUGUAGUCUUCAGCACCAGCUGACGAGACAAUUUAUCAGAUUCUGUGCAACUCCCCCUGGAGCCACAAAAGGACUUUUCCCCCACUCUCUCACACAUAUGCAGUAGUAGCUAGAAGCCUAGUUCCCCUUCGAGGAAGUUUGAAGAGACGACCAUUUGUUUUUCCUGUAUAUGGAAAUUAAUGGGAGAAAAUGAAACUCAAAUAUAAAACUGCACUGCAUUUGUAAAUGGUCAGCUUCACACAACUUUGUUGGACUGAAACUUGCGGAAACACUGGCAUUUUCCUUUUUUAAAACAUCUCACCUGAAUCAUGUAACAAAUGAGGACACGCAGCUGUUUGUUUUCAUAGUGCCAGUGCAAAAGUGGACCAUGUUAAAGAUACAAACACAAUGUGUGCCCUUUUUCACUUGUAGAUCUGUAAAACAAAAGGUCUGAUUUCCUGUCAGUCUAUAGUACUAGCAGUUUAACCAAACAAUGAUUUCCCCCAUGUUAAGGUGUAAAGAAGCACGAAGGCUGAAAAUGAUAAAAUUGGACAAAACAAUAUUGAAUAGGAGGCAAUGGCGUUGCCCUAAAACCACCCAUGUUGAGAACCACUGGUCUUUCACAUGUGACGGCUCUAGAUAAUGUUUUAAGUCCUCACAAGUGAAAGGUGCAUGUUUAAGAAUGUAAAAGCAGCUAGCUACUUUAAAGCCGAGGCCUUCUGUCCUCAUGGGAGUAAACAAUCUUUUCUUGGAUGACUUUUAACUGUAAAUACACAGCGAGUAGACACGACCCGUGUUGACCCAGGGGUAACGACACCAUGCGUUUCUGUUUUUAGCUGUGACUUGCAUGCACUUUGUGCAGCGGCGUCAGCACAGGCCUUCUCAGGGCUUUGCUGGAUUCAGCUGGGUCGACAGAAUCCUCAUGCUCAUCGUCUUUACUUGUUUUGCAUCUUCUGUUUUCACUUUGUUCUUUUUUUCUCCUCUUUCCUGUGUUUGGGGUUUGGUUCAGGCAAAUGUUGCGUUUAGGGCUCUGCUGUCUACAGUACGCGUUGCUAAUAACCGUCUCCGAAAAUUGCCUUAACUUUCACCAGAGGACUGUACCGUCCAUUUCUGCCGCCAAACAGACUUCUCUUUAUCUGUUGCUCUCACUCUGUUGGUUUCAGGAAAGACUUCUUCUGGAUGUUCAGUGCAUUCAUAAAAUCUAGUAAAUGCCAAUGUUUUACAGAAUGUUAUGAAAUAAGGUUGUUUGCUCUUAGUAUUAUUUUAUACCCAUUCUUCCUCGAAGACCCGAGCUACUGUCACUUACGUGGUCACAUGGAAUUAAGUCACAAACAAGGAAAAGAACACUGAAUAAAAAUGAUUUGGAAGAA